AUGGACCUCAUUAGCAAAAUCUAUCCAGCCAGUAGCAAGCAAGAAUGUUUUAUCGUAGUGGCUACUGAUUAUUUCACUAAAUGGGUAGAAGCCAAGCUAGUCAAGUCCACCACAUCUCAAGAGAUCAUCACCUUCAUAGAAGAACAGAUUGUGCAGAGAUUUGGCAUACUAGAAUCAAUCACCACCGACGGGGGAAGUUCCUUCGUAUCCAGAGAAGUGCUAGAUAUGACAGAAGCAUUCAAGAAAAUGCUUGAGGAAAAUCCAAGGCAAUGGCAUGAAAAACUGUCAGAAACUUUGUGGGCCUAUAGAAUUUCAAAAAGAGAAGCAACUGGCAUGACUCCAUAUGCUUUGACUUAUGGACAUGAUGCAAUUCUGCCCAUGGAAAUCGCAGUUCAGUCCAUCAGAAUUGCCCAACAACACAAUUUGGUUGGGGAAGACUAUUCGCAGGCAAUGUUGUUGGAAUUGGAGGGAAUGGAUGCAAGCAGAAUUGAUACCCUCAACAAACUCUUGGCAGGAAAACAGAUUGUGGCGAGAGCCUAUAACAAGAGGGAGUGGAUUCGCUGUCCCCAAAUUGGUGUCCCCUUCAUGUCCUCUCUCUAA
Molecule: messenger RNA, 600 nt
Organism: Prunus dulcis (almond)
Lineage: Eukaryota; Viridiplantae; Streptophyta; Magnoliopsida; Rosales; Rosaceae
Exons: 2
Coding region: 1-600 (199 amino acids)
Biological process (GO): DNA integration
Molecular function (GO): nucleic acid binding
Source: RefSeq, a predicted model, not a curated record